AUUUUGUGUUGAAGGCCAAUCGUAAAGCUACAAGCAUUCGUCGGAAAAAUGUCUUCGCAAGUGUAGUCUUGUGUUCCUUUCAAUAAUUUACUACCAUUUAUUAUCCAAACGCAGUUGUACUCGCUGUAAUAAUAACGGCAUAACUUAUUUGUGUUUCAAUACCUCUGUUUAUAAGUGCUGCAGAUAUGGCUGACGAGAUGGAUCCUUGCGAGUGCCUGUGGAAUCAUGAGCUGGCGAUGCGUCGGCUUAUCUCUCUGCUCCGUCAAGGUCAGUCAUACUGCACAGAAAAUGAAUGCCUGGACGAGUUCCCGAGUCUACCAUCACCGCCGCAGUCGUCUGCAAACAGUUUCAUGGUGAUGUUCCUCAUGAUGGCUCUCGCACUUGCCAUGUACGCUAUGCGCCCGCGCCGCAACCAGAUACAAGAUUCUGCAAAGCCUUCGCGCAAUUCUCAGGAUCAUGACGGAGCACCUCCAACGCCUCCAAGAAUAUAAACUGAAGAGGUUUGUAAAGGGAUCACGCUAACAAUGAAUUCCAGUAAUUGUAUUAUAUAGUAAAUUGUACCGCACCAAGUUGUGGACACAAGAACGUCAUCACAACUAAUGUGUAGAUGAGUAAGAUCUUGUAUAGGUAUUAUGUACUGAUAAGUUUAUAAUAUAAACGAUUGGAAGUUUCGAAAAUGUAUAACGAUUCAUUUCGCUGUUGCUGCCUUGCCUUUGAAAUUUAACCUAGAAUAGGCGUCACAAUAAGAUCUUUGAAGUAUGAUGGUUAUAAUGGUUCGGUCUCCGUUUACUGUUUCUUUUUUCUCGCUAUUUAUCAUCUGGUGCUAUAUUGUUUCAUCUAUUUAUUUAGACCAAUAAUAUAUGAGUAUUAUAACAGAUGUUUCAUUGUUCAUUCAGUUUGAUAAUAAUAUGAAAUAAAUAUAUUUAUAAAUAUUUUGCACAUAAUGCACAUGUUUAUUGCACUACAUGAAAAUAAUUACACAUUACGCAAGUGCAAUAAUAUUAUCAUAAUUAUCUGAAUCUGCAAUCUAGAUCUGAUUUUUGAAGUAUUACAAUGAAGCGAUGGUGAAUAUGGUCACGUUUUUACUGACGUAACGCGACGAAGUACGGAAUCGAUUGAAAGCAAAGACAUUUAUAGCUUGAAUUUGUAAUCAAAUGUCGUUUUGCAAUUGCAGUUAUACAUAGUGCAGUACGUUGCUAUUGUACUGCCAGUUAUAUAAUAACGUUGUUGUUUUGAGAAUGUCACGCGGGCAACAAGGAAAAUUUAUGUCAAAAGGGUUCAUUUUACGAGAUUGUGAACAGCUCAAUAAAUGAGAUGAUUAAAACGUCUCUCUAAUCGUGAUGAGCAAGUCUCUACAUAGUUUGCCUUGCCAGUACUGCAAAUCCAAAUUUGCAAUUAUACUUUAUUUAAUUUUUGCUUGAUUAGUAAUUACACUUAAAAAGUGAGAUGAGAAAAAUAAAAUAUAAGUAUUAUAAGUACUAAUUGUACAUUAUAUAAUUAUGAAAUUAGUUUUGCCGAAAAAUUGUUUAGUUAUUUUUUAUUUUUCUGGUCCAACUUGCAUUAUUAUUCCACUAGGUUUAGUUCAACUUGGGUUGGGUUAUAUUUACAACCAUUUUUCAUUUUGUGAGUUAUUAUGUACACGUUAUGUAUUUUUUUAUUAUGACAAAACCGAUCGAGAUUAUAUCUAUCCAGAUAAUAAAGAUAAUUGUAAAAUA
Spodoptera litura is the source of this 1715-nucleotide messenger RNA. Its product is annotated as small integral membrane protein 14. NCBI's taxonomy places the organism in Eukaryota, Metazoa, Arthropoda, Insecta, Lepidoptera, Noctuidae. Gene Ontology annotation, cellular component: endoplasmic reticulum. The record is from RefSeq and is a predicted model, not a curated record.